AUGACAAGUGCACAGAAAUGGCAGCCACUUCCCAUGUUGGCCCAUGGUAGAGUGGUCAAGUCGUUUUUGCCCCAGAAUCAUUUGGAUAAAUUGCCUUCAUAUUUCCAAAACUUGUACCCUGGUGAUGAAGUCUACAUCUUUGAAGCUAGUGAUAAAUGGGCCAGAGGUUAUAUCUUGGUCCAGCCUUUACCAACCGAUUUCAUUGCCAUCACUUCAAACUUGGAAAAAUUGCCUGAUCAAAGAAUCGCCGUCGUGAUCUUGCCGUUAUCUCACGUCAAAAUCUUUGAAAAGAUUCAAAUCCCAAAAUUGGCCCAGAAUGGCGAUCAAAAAAUCAUGGACGCCAUCUCGUCUUCUGGCACCCAGGAACCAACCACGGUGUCUGAUGUCACUGGUUACAAUUACGAAACCAAGCUCAUCACCAACGGCGCCCUUGUCAGUAAUCCUACCGUCCCCACCAUCUAUGAAACCGAGUUGAACGCUACCGAAGCCAGAGAAGGCGAAAACAUAAAUUAUCACCUCAAACCUCCUUUACCUGCCCUUAGAUUGGAUUCCGGCGACUUGUUGGACGAAAUCACCCCGGCAAUCUCCCUUUUGAGUUCCCAUAUCUACUCGUUAUAUUCGGUGGGUGAAUUCUCCUUAUCUUUGAAAUUGGGGUCGUUAUACUACGAAUUGGACGAAAUUAGAAUCAAAUUAUCUUAUAAUUUGUGUACCAAAGCCGAAAAAAACGUCGCUAGAAAAAGUGUCGCGUUGUUGUUGAGUAAAAUCGCCAAAUUGUUGUCUUCGAAAGGUAUCAACAAAGUCGAUAGAAAAAGCUCCGCCAUUAAAUACGAUACCGCCGGUUACGAAGCCAUUUUGGCCAGAAACCCAGAAACCGGGGAAUUGUUUGAUUAUCGUGCCAAAGAUCUUAACAAACAAGCGACUCCCGAUGUCAUCGCCAUUAAUCAAUUCAUGUUUGCCUUGUGUUCCAAUUACCCAUUAUCCGACGCCGAGUUGGCCAAUUUGAACCCACCGGCAAACUCAAAAUUCAAAAAAGCAGUGCCAUCACAAAUCUUGGUUGAUUUCACCAACUUGAUUUCUAGUUCCUCGGUAUCUCCAAAAGGUUUUAUCGGGAUGACCGCUUUCUUGUACUUGAGAAAUUCUAAAGAAAGACUUACCGAAGCGUUCUCUGUGCCAAUCAAUGCCAAUAAAGAUCUCAAUAUGGAUACUUUGAGUGCUGCGCUUUUCAGAAAUAUUCCUGCUGGAGAAAUCGACAAAGGUAGAAUCUAUUUGGUGGCCCUCAUUACCGAAGAAAUCGAAAUUCCAAAGGACUCAGUCGACGCUCAUCCAAAAUCCGGUUCCAAUUCCCAUUCUAUCAGUAAGAUUAGAAAAGGGGUGGCUGCCGGGGUCACUGAUAUUUCCAGAGUAUUCUCUAGAAAAGGCAUCACCGCUACUGGAGAAUCCCACCAUUUUAAGAUCAAACUUUUCGGUUCUUACAUCAACAAGCAUGAAGCACAAACUCCAAGCGACCAAAAUUUCGGUUGGGGUGAAUUAACCGAUAGAAUUAUUAGAGGUUCUAAUAAAGGGGUGGCGGUCAACCCAAGAGCCGAGAAAUUGGUGGUCAGCAUCAAAGAAUUCAAAAGCGCUACCCAGAAUUUCAUGAGUGAUUUUGACACCAAUGGUUUAAGACCAAUUGCCCAAAUUAGAACCAUGUUUUAUGAUCCAUUGGUCAAAUUCAGCGAAAGAUUCUACAUUAAGUUGGGGAAAGUUCACGUCAAAGCAUCCAGUUUGAAAGGUUUCCCUGUCACUAUUCAAGUUACUUCCAACAACAAUAGUAUCAGUUUUGUUAAAGGGGCUAACCAAACUGAAACUGAAAAAUGGCAAUUUCCAUCAGUUCAUUCCGAUGAAUCGGUAGGGGAAUUGAUCAGAGUUAGUGGAAUUGGCAGCGGUGCUAAUAGCGGUCUUAUGAGCAAUGCCGAAAGUGAUUUCUUGUAUUUCCAUGCCUUCAUCAAUGGUGAAGUGGUUGCUGAAGGUAGAUUAUUGAUCAGAAGAGGCAACCAAGCUAUCGAAUAUAAGAAGACCCACUUGGUCGAAUUGAAUAGUGCUGGCAACAGCCACUCCUCGGCCGUGUCGUUCGAAAUCACCAGUGAAUACGUUGGUAAAUCCUUCAACGUCGACCACUCGGUCCAUACCUUAUUGAAUUGGAAGAAUUUGAUUUCUUUACCAGCCAACGAAGACACUUUCAUUCAAUUGAUCAAGAAAUUCAAUAACUUGGACACUUCGCACUUGGUGAAAUACUUCCCUGAAUUAUUGACCUCAUUGUUGGAAGUUUACAAAGCUUCGAUUGAUUUGAGCUUGCCAGCUUUGAAUAAAUCGGUAUUUGAAAGUAUUGUUCACGUUCUUGAUUUUGUCAUCGCUAGAAAAGACCAAUACGUGUACUUCUUUGAAAAUUUCAUCAAAAAUGCCACCAACUUGCCAUCUGUCGGGUUUUAUUUGUUAUCUAAGAUGGAGCAAUACUUCUCUUCUUUCCAAACUUCGUGGGAAUAUUUCAACAGAUCGGUAUGUCGUGUGUCCACUUUGAUUUUGAGAUUAGCUAUCAAGACCACCGAUUCCAAAACCGUGGACUCUUUCAUCAACUCGUGGAAAUCUUUCUUGAGCUCGAUUGCCACCUUCUUAUCUUCCAAAGAUAAAAACUUCACCUCUGAUCAAUCUUACAUUUUAGAAGUGAUUGAUCUCUGGUUAGACAGUCUUAGAACCAUUUUCAUGGAUGAGGACACUUUGAAUUUCGGAAUUAUCUUGAUUGAUUCCGUUGGUAUUAGAGGGUUAUCUACUGUCGACGUUUCAGGCGGUGCCCAACCUAUCAACAAGCGUAAUGACAAAGUGUUUGGGUUUAUUAUCACCAAGUUAUUGUUGAUUCGUCGUUUGUUGCACUCUUGGGUCGUGGAAACCCCUGCUUGUCGUGACAAAUUGAUUUUGACCUCCAUCAACUGGGCCAUGGAAGUUUUGGUGGGCCACAACGAUAUGGAAGCCUCCAGAUUGGCUAACGGGAUCUUGGUUUCCAUUUGCUCCCUUUGUUGGGAUAUCAUCAAAACCAACAGGGUCGAAGACUUUUACUUGUGUCGUGGGGUAGUUAGGUUGAUUCCAUCUAUUUCCGAAAUCAUUUUGCACUACAAUAAGUUUGCUAGAGCCAAUGGGAUGUUCAAACCAAAGAGAACUUUCACCACGUUGUUCCCAACCACUUACCCAUUUAAUGAAAUCACUAUGGACUCGAUUGUCAAUGAUGAAUCAUUUGUGGAGAUUUUGAUCGAGUUGAUGACGUUGUUUGCUUACAUGACAAAACUUGGUAAACACGUUUGUGGGGAAAAAGGGUUACAAAGCUUGUUCCAAGCCAGUAUCAGUGACACCAUGUUUAAUAAGGCCGAUUAUUUCGCCAAGAGUUUGAAUAAAGAACAAAUCUUGAAUAUCAUCCAAACUUCCAAAUUGAUGAUCCAAUCCAAAUGUUAUCCGGCCACUAAAUGGUUAUCUUUGCACGGUUUGCUUGUCGAGGCCGGUUCCACUGUAUUUGAAAUGUUGAAAAACAUUAUGAUUUCCGAUCACAUUCCACCGGUGGAUAAUGCCGAUCAAUUCGAUCGAUUGCUUUGGGGUAAUUAUUUGAAAACUUGUAUGAAAUUUGCUACCGCGAUGCCAGUGGCCAUUUGUCAUUUGGCCGACGUUCCAAGAAAAGCUUGUUGGAAAAUCAGUGGUGAUUUGAGAACUAGAGUGUGUCUGUUGAUUAACGAAGUCUGGGAUUGCUUGGCGUGGGAUGCUCUUGAUGACGAUAUUGUCAGAUUCCAAUUGACGAAAUUCGGAGGGUAUCAAGUGGAAUUCAUCAAUUACGAUUACGGGGUGUUGCAAGAUUUGAUGUUGUUGUCUUUGCAAAGACAAGCCAAUUGUCAAGAAGUUGGGGUCAAGAUGCUUUGGACCAUUAUUAUUUCUGAAUGGUUAUUGAAUGAAAAAUUGAUCGAUAUUGAAAGAGAAUGUAUUGUUGGAUUGUACGAAAUUUUCCACAGCAACAGAUAUAAGCCGGGUCAAUAUGAAGAAAGAAAUUUCAUCAAGAAAUUGAAAUCAUCGAUUAGAAUUGAUCCAGAAGAUGAGGCGUUCGAGGCGAUCGACAGCUUUAUCCAAAACUUGUACGAAUUCUUGGAAGUGCUUAAUGAUUUGGAAAAUGUCCCACCAGGACCGGAAUUCGACGAUGAUAGAACUUUCCACAAGUUGAACAUCAAUGGGUUCUUGAAACAUGUCAACAAGCCAGAAUUGUUGCAUUCUUUUAUCAGUGAAAUGGUUGAAGGCAAUGUUGCUAAACAAAACUUUGUACAAGCUGGGUUGAGUUUGGAAUUGUUGGCCAGUACUUAUGAUUGGAACACCGAAGAUAAGUUACCAGUGUGUAUCAAGCCAAAAUUCCCAGAACAAUCGUCGUUUGAACGUAAGGAAGCGCUUAUGAAGAUGAUGGCCCAUAAUUUCGUUAAGGGCCAAGCUUUGGAAAAAGCCAUUGAAGUGUACAAGCAAUUGGCCCAUGUUUAUGAUACCAUCAAGUAUGACUUCAAAGGAUUAUCGUACGUUCAUAAGCAAUUGUCGGGUCUUUAUUUGGAUUUGGAAACCAUUGAAAGAUUGACUCCAUCGUACUUCAGAAUUGCGUUCAUUGGUUAUGGUUUCCCUAAAUCGGUGAGAGGUAGACAAUAUAUUUACGAAGGUUAUCCAUUCGAGCACAUUACCAGUAUUCAUGAUAGAUUGUUGCGAUUGCAUCCCGGAGCGAUUAUUGUUAGUGACGAUGAUGAAGCCAGAAAAUUGAGUGAAUCGAUCCCAUCGGGUAGAUAUUUGCACAUCACCACUGUCGAACCAAGGGUCAAUGUUCCGCAAAAUAUCAGUAACUUGACGGUCAGCGCCAGAUUGUACAUGGAAAACAGAAACUUGACAAGAUUCACCAACGCCAGAAGAUUGCCAGGUUCCAGCUCGGUCAUGGACUUGUGGGUCGAAGAAACCACUUAUGAAACUUACACCUCUUUCCCAACUUUGAUGAACAGAAGUGAAAUUAAAUCUGCGAUUACCGUGAAGUUGUCACCAUUGCAAAACGCUUUGAGAUCGUUGACGUCUAAGACCCAAGAAUUGAUUGGGCUUGAAACCAUGGCCAACAAGGCGAUGAAGGAAAAAGAAGACUUGAGUAAUAUUUUCAGCGAGAUGUCCAGACAAUUGAGUGGUACCAUCGAUGCUCCAGUGAAUGGUGGGAUCGGUCAAUACCGUGUAUUCUUUGGUUCUGAAUCGUUCACCAAGAACCCAGCUUACGCGUUGCAGCUUGAGACUUUACGUAUUCAAUUCAAUGAAUUGGCGAUGACCAUCAGACGUUGUUUGAUGAUCCAUGCCAAGUUGGUGCCUCAAUCAAUGCAAGAGUCACAAUAUACCUUGGUCGACUUGUUCAAGAAGAACUUUGAAGAGGAAAUCAGAAGAAUUGGGAUUCAAACCGAGGAUAUCAAUAACGGGAUUUCCAGCCAUGCUGCGAUGUUGAAUGCUCCAAGCAUCCAAUUGCCAGUGCCAAUGAAUGUGCACGUUGCCAACAAUGGCAUAAAGGGUCAUGAUUAUUUGAGAAGAAUGCACAGUAAUAGUUCGGAUAAUUCUCAAAGAACUGAUUCUACCCAUAGUCAUACCCAUUCUUCUCAUAGAACUACGGCAAAAAGAAGUGUGUUGAAUUGGAGACAAUCGCGUAACAUUAUCGAGUGA
Saccharomycopsis crataegensis is the source of this 5727-nucleotide messenger RNA. It is a transcript of the gene DCK1, whose product is annotated as guanine nucleotide exchange factor DCK1. Bases 1 to 5727 code for a protein of 1908 amino acids. The record is from RefSeq and is a predicted model, not a curated record. Gene Ontology annotation, cellular component: plasma membrane; cytoplasm. Gene Ontology annotation, molecular function: small GTPase binding; guanyl-nucleotide exchange factor activity. NCBI's taxonomy places the organism in Eukaryota, Fungi, Ascomycota, Saccharomycetes, Ascoideales, Saccharomycopsidaceae. The transcript has a single exon. Gene Ontology annotation, biological process: small GTPase-mediated signal transduction.